Messenger RNA from Annulohypoxylon truncatum, 3287 nucleotides. RefSeq names its product autophagy-related protein 13-domain-containing protein. Gene Ontology annotation, cellular component: extrinsic component of membrane; Atg1/ULK1 kinase complex; cytosol. Gene Ontology annotation, biological process: piecemeal microautophagy of the nucleus; autophagosome assembly; mitophagy. The transcript has 3 exons. The coding region runs from base 340 to 3153 and encodes 937 amino acids. NCBI's taxonomy places the organism in Eukaryota, Fungi, Ascomycota, Sordariomycetes, Xylariales, Hypoxylaceae. The record is from RefSeq and is a predicted model, not a curated record.
GAUCUCCGCACCGCAGCUAGGCUCCCUUAACUUGUAUUCCCUCCUAUAAACCCCGUGUAUGCCUAGUCGUCUGCCUGCCCUAUAUUUGACGUUACGAACAAUGGAUGCCAAAGUUCGGUGGCAUCCCAUUUCCAUCUAAGCUAGGUCGAUCCUCGCAGGACGCCUCAUAUUGUUGGCGAUAAUCCUCGACGCCCUCCAUCUGUGCCACGAUCUCAACCGAGAUACGACACCACCGAGAUUGUGCAUCGUUCGAUCUAGCCAACAAAUCAACAAUCCGCCUGUCCUUGCCUUCGCUAUAUCUAUCAGGCUACACGUAGCCCGGGCUUCGACGACUUCAGGAUGCAUCAAACUCCCCGCGCCCCGCCUCGUACAGCCUCCCCCGCCUUGUCACAACAAACAAAUCCCACAAGAACGAAUAAUCAGAGAGAUCCAGGGAGUCCUGGGUCUGGUUCGUCAUCUAGACCAAGCUCCCGAGCUCAGGAGAGGACAACGACAGGAGCGGGUGGAGGCAAUCGUGGAGAUGGAGGUCCUACUCGUGAUUCCGUUAAGAAAUUAGACCAGAUUAUCCAGAAUAUCUACUCGAAAGCCGGCACCGUAAUAUUACAGACACGCAUGCAAGUAACUCCGAUUCUCGUGGGCAAGUCCCUGGAAAGGAGAACGAGUAGAUGGUUUCAACUUGACACCGACGAUAUCGAUGAUUUUCGAGAAGAGUUCCGUGUAUGGAAACAAUGCGGCGGAUUUGAAAAUCGCCCACCUCCUUUGGUGAUCGAAACUUACCUUGACACAUCUCGAUUAAAAGGUGGCCAAAGCUUGGUAAUUCUGGAUGAAAACGGGAAGAGAUGGGACGUUGUCGAGGCCCUUAACUCCUCUGAUCAAUCUAGCGACAGCAGCUCUGGCCGCCAGGGAAAACCAAUCACCCGCCUUGUAUUAGAGCGAUGGCGUGUCGAGCUCAAGGGAAAGCCCCCUGAUCAGCUAGACGACUUUGGUCUACUGCUUCCUACGGUGUACAAGAAGGCGAUUGUCUUGAUGCGAUCUAUAUACACGACUACAGGUCUCUUGCCCGCCUGGAAACUCGCCAGGAAUUCUAAGACAAAGGGUACCCAUCCCGCCCUAGCGGUCCGCUGCCGAGUCUUCUCAGGGGAUUCUCCUACGUAUGGAUCGGACACCCUGAGGAUACCUUUAUUCGAUGGCAGAGGGGAUGUCUCCACCGAUUAUGUGUUUGGUGAUCUCGAAGUCCCUGUCGGACGGUUUUACGUUUCUGUGUCCUACCGCAACCACUGCAACUUCCAAGUGGUUGAUUCCGAAUCUUUGCUGAGCUCACGCAUCGGUAUUGCCAUAUCUGAUGACGUAUUCAAGCCAUCGUUGCCUCACCAUGGCCAUGGACGUCGCGAAUCAUACACCCCCGAACCCGGGUCGCUUCCAUAUUAUCGGCAUGCGCAGAACAUCACGGAAAAUCAGCAACGAUACGGUAGUUUAUCCACGUUUCACGGUGAAGGACCGAUUGGCACAAGCCCUAUAUCGGCAUUAAAGGCAGUAAAAGCCCCAGGUUCGGACACCAGCUCGCCGCCUGAGUCCAGACCUGCGAGCAUUGAAGCCCACCCUCAUACCCUCCCAAUUGCCAACCACGCCCGUCGACCGUCCCUUAGAGGGAUAGAUACCUCGCGGCGUCCAUCCGUCUCGUUCCAGUCUUCACCUUUCAAGCAUGGCUCUCUUUCGGGAUCGCCCGCGUUGAGGCCGCAGGACCCGGACGUUCCACCGUCGCCUCAAUCUCUCAAUCGCCCUUCGAGUUUUAACACGCAUGUGAGAAAUCGCUCUUCAUUGACGGCUGGGAUGCCGGCUUCCCUACGUGGGGCGCCACUCCCUGCUCCGGCAGAUAACUCUCUUGCUAGUUCGCCGAGGCCAUCUGUCUCUAAUCGGUUUAGUAGCAGCUUUGGGCAUCGGCGCAGUCGGCCGUCUCUUAGUGGCACCAGUAGGGUAGAUGACGAUCAAAACAGCAGUGGCAAGCAAAGUUUAUCGUCUUCGGCUGUCCAGCCGGGCUCCGGCUUGUUGAACGAGAUUGGCGCAGGUGGCAGUUCUGGAUCUUUCCAAACUGAUGACGAAAGCAUACAGAACUUCUUGAAAAUGAUCGAAAGCAAGAAAACAUUAACAAGUUUCGACUCUUCUAAAAAGGGAGAGUCGGCGACUAAGAAGACGGCGGCUCAGCUUUCGAAGUUUCACCUUAUGCGUGAGUCGAAUAAUGCGCUUACUGAAUCCAUGAAUUCGUCUAUGCAGCUUCAGCGUUCAUCCAGCUCUUCUAGCCGUCAGCUAACCAAUGUGCCGGGCAUGUCAACAUCAUCGUCCCCGGGGAAGCCGUUGUCACCACAUACGCCACAUACACCGGCUAUUCCAUCUCGCUUAAGCGAGAAUUCGAGUGUUGAUUAUGCGCCUACUACAAGGGUUGCGUCACGAUCGCGCAACGUUGAGGGUCUUGCCGAAGAGCCUACCGUCAGCACACAAGCCACCCAUGAGGGCACGACGGCUAUCGACAUCCCUACAUCGCCAAGGCCUUAUCCACAUGCUAGGCGAUCCAGUUCAGUUGCUCAUCAGAAUCGGGCACUGGUUGACGAUGACGACGUUGACGCCCAUCGCAGUAUUAGCCUUGGUGCGGAAGACCGUGAACCUCCUAGCCUUAGCGUCCUGUUAGGACUAGGUUCUGAUGAACCAACUAAUGCGGUAGAUUCGCCGGGCCUACGAUCUGCUGCUGAUAUCAGGGCAACAAGUCCUCCAGAUAUGCUUGGGCAAGAAUCAGAAUCUGUUGAGCGUGAAGUCCGACCCCCAGGCGGGCUUUAUUCCGGGUUCUCGAGCUCGCCAUAUAAUAGGCGUUACGGCAGCGCCGCCGGUCGAGGCAUUACGCCUCCUCACUCCGGAAGCGGUAGCCUAGUCGGGUCUAGCGGUAGAUUCGGUAGAGGUUAUUCACGUGGGGGCGCUACUGGCCUCGGCGUGACGGGUGCUGGCGCGGAUGAGCCUGACGAUGAGCCGCUUCUAUUCGAUAUGUCAGAAAUUACUCGCGAACAAUCUCGUCGCAGCCUUGAGGAAGCCAGGGGCGGCGGAAGCGUAGGGUCCAGUGGUGACAGAGGGGCCUAUGAGACCAGUCAUAGGAGUCGUCGUUGGUAACGAAUUUAUGUUGCAGCACCAUCCGCCUAUGACCUGAAACGAGUUUGCACUUUGCAUUUCUGCGUUGCUUAGAUGUUGUGUAAUGUUUGUAUUGGGUGUGGGUCGACGAUGUAGGAAGCUGGGAAGCAGUCCGG